This is a messenger RNA of Paramisgurnus dabryanus, 4632 nucleotides long. RefSeq lists its product as uncharacterized. Gene Ontology annotation, molecular function: GTP binding. The record is from RefSeq and is a predicted model, not a curated record. NCBI's taxonomy places the organism in Eukaryota, Metazoa, Chordata, Actinopteri, Cypriniformes, Cobitidae.
UGUUUGUUAGUUGGAGAAAGGAGGACUUUGAAAAACCCAUCAAAUCUGAAAGAGACCCUAAGCUGGAAACAGUCAUGGCAGACUCACAGCAAAUCUCAAAUGGAUUAAAGAUCCUCAUUAAGGGAAGCAUCCGAAUUCAAGAUGGAAAUCCUGCUCGAUAUCGUCUGCAGACAACAACAGAUAAUCUGGAUCAAUCUAAGCCAUACAGAAAAAUCACCUUUGGUGAAAGAGACACAAAUAAACCUCAUAAAACCAUACUGAUGGUGGGAGAAACAGGCACUGGAAAAACAAGUCUCAUCAAUACUAUGAUCAACUACAUCUGUGGCGUUCAGAGAAAAGACAAAGUUUGGUUUGAGAUCACAGAUGAUCAGAGUAACACAUCAUCAGUUUACAGUCAGACCUCUGAUGUCACUGUCUAUGGUGUUUAUAUACAAGAGACUAAAGUUGAUUUAACAAUCAUUGAUACACCAGGAUAUGGAGACACUCGUGGAGCUGAGCGUGAUUUAGAGAUCGGCAAGACUUUAUUACGUUUAUGUACAACUGAAGAUGUGAUACACAAUAUAAAUGCAGUGUGUUUUGUGAUGAAGGCAGAUCAAAAUCGACUCUCUGACAGACAACAAUACAUAUUUGAUGCUGUUCAGUCUUUAUUUGGUAAAGAUAUUGCUGAAAACAUUGUGGUACUCUUCACACACUCAGAUGGUGCUCGUCCUAAAAAUGCCCUGACAGCCAUCAAAGAAGCUAAAGUCAAGUGUGCUGUAGAUGAGAAGAAUCAGCCGAUCUAUUUUCUGAUUAACAACCGUCAGGAAGAAACAUUUGAUGAAGAAGAACAAACAAUCUAUGAUCAAUCAUGGGAUCUCAGUUUUAAUGGAAUUACAGAUUUUUUUAACUUUCUUGACAUGAUACGACAUAAAACCUUGGAGUUGACUCAAGACGUUUUACAAAAACAGCAACAGUUUCGGCCAAAUAUCUCCAAACUACAAUCACAUGUUCAAAAGAUUAAAGAAAAGCAAAAUGAGCUGAAACAAACUGAAGAAAAUCUAGAGAAACACAAGCAACAUGUCAAAGAAAAUAAUAAUUUUGAGUAUGAAGUUGAAGUGUCCUACAAAGAAAAGGUUGACAUUGAUCCUGCUGUAGCUAAAGAGGCGAUGUGCUGCACCGUCUGUAAGGAGAACUGUCACUAUCCUGGAUGCUGGUGGGUCAGUAAUCUCUCAUGGUGUACUGUGAUGAAAGAUUAUCACUGCACAGUGUGCCCAAAGAAAUGUCACUCCGACAAACAUGUCAAAGAAGCCAAAAUAUAUGUAACAAAGACAAAGACUGAGACAAGAACUAAAGAAGAGUUAAAGAAGAACUAUGAAGACAAAAUUAAAGACUGUCUGUCUGAGAUCAAUAAGCUGAAGAAAGAACUACAAGAAUUGGAGAAAGACAAAAUCAAGCUGGUGAUGGAUGCUUUUCACUGUGUGGAUUCUCUUAAAAUGAUCGCACUCAACACUGAAUCUCUGUUCACACUUCUGCACAUUGAUUUUCUCAUUGAGAAGUUAAAGGAAAUCAAUGAACCUGAAAAAGCCGAAGCUCUGAUGAACAUCAAAGAGAAAGUAAAACGAGCAGCACCUGCAUACAUUUAAAGCCAGGUGAUUUUAAUGUGUAUUCAGCAAAACAUAAGUAAUGUACUUGCACCUGAGGGCUAUUUCAUAAAACUCUAUUACAAAAUAAGCCAGGCUUAUUUUGUUAAGUCUGACUUAUUGCCUGUGGAUUUCGUUUCAUAAAACAAACUUGAACUAGUUCAACCCCGGUUACUAUGAAAACUUAUGCUUGCAAACUAGCCUGGUCCGGGGCAGGCUAACAGUCAGGCUAAGCCUCAGAUUUUGCUUAACUAGACUUCCACUAACACUGAACUGUAAAUGCAAUGAUAUUACAGUUGACUCUUUGACAUUUUAUUUGACUUUAUUAACCACUAUUAAUCUAACAAUUAAAGAAAAUCAACUUAUAUAUUAAAUUUGAUAAAUUCUGUUACAAUAAUAAUUAAUACAAUAUAGACAUGUGUUUCAUAAUAUGGUAUGUUAUAGGCCUAUCAAAUGUUGAAUAUAAAUUAUAAUCUUAACUACCCAAUAUAAGGAUAAUAGGCAUAGCAGUACAAUUUUGAACAAUUAUUUUGUUAAAGAAGUGACCAAAAAUGUUGCAUCUAAAUCCAUAUAAUUGCAGUGUAUUGAUGAAAAAAAAAAUUAAUUCAGAGUGUCUGUCAUACACAAGUCAAGUACAGUCAUUGGAUUUUUUUAUGCUUGGUGUGCAUAAAAAUGCACAUUAUUUUAAAGAUCUACAGUAUUUGUAUUUUUCUCUAGUUAAAUUUUUCUUAAAUGUAAAAAACUCUUUAUGUGUCUGCAUGUCUGUAGGAACACAAUAUAAUUAUGUGAUGGUAUGCUCUUAGCAUAAGUUAAAACUCAUGCACUUUUUUGCCUUUGAUCCCAGAGAAGAUUGUUAGUGUCCUGCAGACAAUAAUUGUUCACAACACAAGUAGGACUUCAGACUUACAGUAUAAUGUGCUUAUACCUCAGGCCUCUCUUCAACUGAUCCUCACCCUUCAUAAAACUCUGUUUAUCUAUCAACAUCUAACACUACACUGUUAAAAAAAUAUGUAGAAAUGACAGUAUUAAUUGUCAGCUGUUCGCCAGUAACUUACUGUAGAUUUACAUGUAUGUUAUUUACUGGCAACAGUUUGUUCAAAGUCUUUUUAUUUACAGAAUAAAACUAUAAAAUAACAGCCUCAUGCCAGUAAAUAACAUACAUUUAAAUCUACAUAAGUUACCGGUAAAAAGUUGCAUAGCUACAUCAGCUAAUUUUUUAACAAUGUAAACAGGUGGUUUAAAAUCUCUCAUACUCCCAGGGUUUAACAUGAUGACUUGUGGCUCUAUAACGCACACAUAAUUUGCCAUCAAAAAUGUUUUAAGUAACAUGUCAUGUAAAAAUUAUUGGUCAAGAACAUGGGCGUAGAUUUAGGGUGGGACACUAGGGACAUGUCCCUAGCAAUAUUCAGGGAAGACUGAAUUGUCCCUAGCAAUAAUUUCGACCAAACAAUUAAUCUGUAUUUAUAUAUAACCACUAAUGUCCUUCUUAUUCUUGUGUUUUCUAUUUUUUACUUAUUAUAUUUUUUUUCAGGAAUCAUUUAAAUGAGACUAGAAAUCUUUUGCAAUCCCGUUCUGUAAAAAUGACGCUCUAUGUGGUACACAAACGGUUAACAGCUUUCGUUCUCUGCAAUGCCCGCCUCCGUAACUCACAUCGCUAAUAUGAUUGGCUUUGCAUUUCUUUAGUCCCGCCUUUCUAAUCACAUUGCUAAUAUGAUUGGAUUAGCAUUUCUUGAGUCCCGCCUCUCUAAAUCACAUCACUUUAUGGGCUUGUCUUUACUCGCUACGUGUGAUAGGAUGGUUUCACUUUGUACAACGCGCCAAAGUUCACUCAAGACGCGCGUGAUUAUUCGGGCUACAGGUAAGUGAGGAAGAAAGUAUUAUUAUACCCACUGUAACUGUUUCAUUCACAAAUUACGCAACAAGUUGUGCCACAUAAUGAUUCAAGGACAGUGUUUUCACCAAUACACGACAAUCCCAUGUUAACCUGAGGAGUUGCAAACUUUUGUCAACCUUUUAUAAAUGGGGUAGCAAGGUUAUUUAGGGGGUCACUAAUCCAUGAAAGAAAAUAACCCCAACAUGGUAAAAACAUGAAUUCAUGUCAUGAUUGCUGAAUACUUUACAUUACUGCACUGUGGUCAUUACUUGCACAGAUGUAGACAUAAUGUAAGGUUGCAUUUUAAACUUAAAAUUAUUAUUUUUUCACACUGAUUAACUGUCUGUUAAUGAAAAGAAUAUUUAAUGUGAACUACAGAAACGUUAAUAAACGUUGUUCAGGAAACAGCAUGAUAUACAUACCAACUUCAACACUGGGAUUUUUUUGGCAAAAUUAAAUUAAGAAUUAAAUAUUAAUUGCAUAUUCUUCAUUGUUAUAAAGUAAAUAUGGUUAUAUCUUACAAUGUGAUUUUCUUUUUUUUUUGACAAAGACUUAAACAGUUACUGUUUAUUAGGCUCUAGGACAUAACGAAUUGUUUAUUAUAAAUUUGGGAUGGCCGGGGGUGGCGAGUCAGAUGUUACUGAGUAAAGUGCAUACUGAGUUGUCUGUUGUUUGUGUCAAGUAAACGGUGAUAAACAGUUUUUGCAAUGCAACCAUUUUAUUUAUGUCCCCACCAAUGCCAGAAUCAAACCUACGCCCUUGGUCAAGAAUAUGUGUAACAUAUAAUUUUACACAAUCAUUCCUUGUACUACUGUAAAUUCAGAAAUGCAGAUGCUGUCCACUCAUCAUGCUCUCAGUGACCCCAUUUUUUUCUUUCAAGAACAACAGUUCAUCUGCAGGAGUAAAGCUGUGCUGCUGAUAGAUGCCUCAUUGCCACUCAACAUCUUUGACAGCUAACAUUAUGAGAUUAGACACUUCUUCUAGCAUAUGAUUAUAUUUAAAUCAACUACACUUCUUAUGAACAAUAUAUUUAUGUUUUAUUUUCACCUGUUACUUUUUGUCCACUCAAGUUGCUGCUUUUGAAAUGUACCCCCAAAUAAAAAUAAAUACAUUUAAGUUACCUUUAAAGUUAAAUGUAUU